AUCACACAGCAGCACAACACACACGAACAACCAAAGAGGUUUCAUACAGUAUACGCACAUUGAUAUUCUUCAGUACUUUGUCAUUUGAAAGAUACCCAAAUCAGCCAUAAUGCGUUACAACACCAUCGCCAUUGCCUUUGCCCUCUCCGCCGUUGGCCUCGCCGACAAACUCGAAUUCGAGGAUGUCCCACGCAAUUGCAUGGACAUUUGCACACCCGUCGUCAAUCUAACAACCGGAUGCGACGACAGAGGUCCAAACGACAACGACUUCGCUGAACGCCAAUGCAUCUGCAACGCCCAGAACGCAAACACCCAGAUCCCCAACUGUGCUGACUGCAUCUGGCGAAACGGCGGCGAAUUCGACAAUGGUAUGUCUUUUCUUCUCUUCCUCUUGCUCCUCACACGUGACUAAUGCUUUCCUUGUAGACGCUCAAGAUCUUGUCCGUGACUGUGGCUUCACUCCAGUCAGCGGCGCGCCCUCAGGUCCUACCCCAA
Molecule: messenger RNA, 495 nt
Organism: Bipolaris sorokiniana ND90Pr
Lineage: Eukaryota; Fungi; Ascomycota; Dothideomycetes; Pleosporales; Pleosporaceae
Exons: 2
Source: RefSeq, a predicted model, not a curated record